This is a messenger RNA of Oncorhynchus nerka (sockeye salmon), 3351 nucleotides long. It is a transcript of the gene cyth1b, whose product is annotated as cytohesin 1b. NCBI's taxonomy places the organism in Eukaryota, Metazoa, Chordata, Actinopteri, Salmoniformes, Salmonidae. The record is from RefSeq and is a predicted model, not a curated record. Gene Ontology annotation, biological process: regulation of ARF protein signal transduction. Gene Ontology annotation, molecular function: guanyl-nucleotide exchange factor activity. The transcript is spliced from 13 exons. The coding region runs from base 833 to 1852 and encodes 339 amino acids.
CUCUGGUGUGGUGGAGCAGCCAACCUCGUGCCUUGUUCUUUGUCAUCCUCCUUUCUCUUUGUGUUGGAUUAGGAGCCUGUAGUGUGGUGGUGUGACAGACAGUCGGUGAGCCUGGCAGGUUAAGAGUUAAAGACAAUCUGCCCGGCUGCUGAGGAGAGAGGGGGGCCGUGUUGGUUAUUUUAGUAUCGCACCACAGAAUUGGAAGGCCAGACGGGUGCAGGAGGGCUCAGAGUGACUGGGACAGUCGGUUAUACAGCUGGUACUGGACUGGACUGGGACACAAUUGGGUUAUACUGGGAAAUAACUAAUAAUACUUGUCUGCUGUACUGGGAGAGAAGUCUGGACUAUAUUAUUGAUAGAGUGCUGCUACUGUGUGACUGGAUUAGACAAGGACUAAGACUGGACUAUAUUUAAACUGGACUAGGUUAGACUGGACUGGACUCAGGCAUAACUCUUUAACUGCGAGAUUCGCUAAUACUGGUGAGAUUUACUGAGCUGGGCUGGACUGGCACAACCCUCUGCUACUGGAACUGCACGUCUACUGGAACGGUAGACCAGGCUAGAGAGUGGGGUCUGGAUACUGGUAGACAGAAUAAAGGAUUACUAGGAGACAGCUGCUUCUGGACCGGUGUUAUACUGGGAACAGUGGGAGGACUGGGAGAGACAAACUCACUCAGUGCCUCAUGAUCUGAGUCCCAAGGAGAAACAGGAGUUGGAGAGCAUACGGCGCAGGAAACAAGAACUACUGCAGGACAUACAGAGGCUGAAGGAUGAGAUAGAAGAGGUGACGAAUGAAAUUGACAACCUGGGCAUUACCAAAGAGAGAAAAAGCAUGCAGAGAAACAAGCAGGUGUCCAUGGGCCGUAAGAAGUUCAACAUGGACCCCAAGAAGGGGAUCCGGUUUUUGAUUGACAGCGGUCUGCUGAAGAACACCAGCAAUGACAUCGCCCAGUUUCUCUAUAAAGGGGAGGGGCUUAACAAGACCGCCAUCGGAGACUAUCUGGGGGAGAGAAAUGACUUCAAUCUUGAGGUUCUACAUGCCUUCGUGGAGCUGCAUGAAUUCACAGACCUCAACCUGGUCCAGGCCCUCAGGCAGUUCCUUUGGAGUUUCCGGUUGCCAGGCGAAGCUCAGAAGAUCGACAGGAUGAUGGAGGCGUUUGCCCAGAGAUACUGUCACUGUAACCCUGGGGUCUUCCAGCACAGCGAUACGUGUUAUGUGUUGUCGUUUUCUGUGAUCAUGCUGAACACCAGUCUCCAUAACCCCAAUGUGAAGGACAAACCCUCCCACCAGAGAUUCAGCGCAAUGAACAGAGGAAUCAACGAUGGAGGUGACCUGCCUGAGGACCUACUCAGGAACCUGUAUGAGGGUAUAAAGAACGAGCCCUUUAAAAUUCCAGAGGAUGAUGGGAAUGACCUCACACACACUUUCUUCAACCCUGACCGGGAGGGCUGGCUACUCAAACGAGGAGGAGGGCGUGUGAAGACAUGGAAGAGACGAUGGUUCAUCCUCACAGACAACUGCCUGUACUACUUUGAGUACACUACUGAUAAGGAGCCUAGGGGUAUCAUCCCUCUGGAGAAUCUGAGUAUUAGAGAGGUGGACGACUCCAAGAAACCAAACUGUUUUGAGCUGUUCAUCCCGGACCACAGGGAUCAGGUGAUCAAGGCAUGUAAGACCGAGGCGGACGGACGUGUUGUCGAGGGCAACCACACUUUCUAUCGAAUCUCUGCCCCCACAGCCGAGGAAAAGGAGGAGUGGAUCACCAGCAUAAAAAAUGCCAUCAGCAGGGACCCCUUCUACGAAAUGCUGGCAGCCCGGAAGAAGAAGGUGUCUGCCCUGACAAGUCUGUAGAAAAGACCCAGGCUCCAGCACUUCAGCAGGAGGAGCAGGCCUCACUCUAUUCUACAGCCCAGUGUUUGUGCCCAUGGACCUGAACUAAAGGACCUAUGGAACUGUAUACACAAGAAAGCAGAAGAUCCCCAAAGCCUGUUGGAAGUCUAGGUGGACGCUGUCAUCAUAUUGAUCUUGUUUUCAUCAGAUUCAUAAACACUGGAGGGGAAGGAUUAUGAAGGGGCACAGGGUUGGGACAGGAAUGCAGAGAGGAUUCAUGGCCUUUUUCAGCGCCCUCUACAGGAAGUUACAUAAUGCAAUAUUAUGCUUUGAUAAUUAACAGAGAAAGGCAACAUUAACCUAUUUUUACACAAACCUCUUUUUCUGAGGGUUCUUGUCAUAGUGCUGUUGUAACUACAGAACAUUUCUUUCUGAAUGGUUCUCAUAACAAACCACCACUGUUUCUCCUCUCUCUCCAUCUCUCUGUGUGUUUCUCUCGCUGUCUCUCUCUCUCCAUCUCUCUGUAUGUCUCUGUGUGUUUCUCUCGCUGUCUCUGUAUGUCUCUGUGUGUGUUUCUCUCGCUGUCUCUCUCUCUCCGUCUCUCUGUAUGUCUCUGUGUGUUUCUCUCGCUGUCUCUCUCUCUCUCAGUAUGUCUCUGUGUGUCUCUCUCUCUCUGUCUCUGUUUCUCUCUUUCUUUGGUUCCAUGUUUGUUUAAAUGUGUCCAGGUAAUUGAUAGGAAUUGCCAGGGACUGACCUCACGAUGCAAUAUCACGCUACUUAGGUGCCGAUGCGAUUCUCACGAUUCUAUAUGUAUUGAGAUUCGAUACUGCAAUUCGAUAUUCCAAACAUAUUUCUCAGGAUAUGUCUGCUGCAGAGGGACAAGAGAGCCAUGAGAUAACGAGUUUUGAUCAGCCAUGGAAAUGCUGAAAACAAAUUGGCUCCCCAUUUCAAAAUAAGAUGGAGAACAAGCUAUAAAGGAGUUUUGGUGCAGGUUAAGCCAACUGGCGCAACAGUAAUAUUGCCAUUUUGUCAAAACGAUAUGAUACAUCAUCAAAAAUAAUAUCCCGAUAUGUAACCGUACCGAUUUUAUUGCCGCAUCACUAGUAAUUGGGCUGUCAGUGAGCCAGGGUUUGAGAUCUGGGAGCUGAGUUGGGAAGUUGCAAAAAACUGUCUCUGCCCAAAGCCUUUCUCUGCCAUCACUGUAUUAGUUCUGAUCUUCAUUUAGUUUUUUUGUGUUGAUACCUCUGUUACUGCAACUGCAGUCACGUGGAAGGAGGAGGAAUGGUGGAAGGGGGAGGAAUGGUGGAAGGAGGAGGAAUGGUGGAAGGGGGAGAAUGAAAUGUGUGAGAGGUAGACAAAGGAUCAAAACAUAUCACUUUGUUUCGGGUUGAACUAUUCAGUCUUUUAUUCUGAUAUUGUGACAAUUAAAAGUACUUUUGUAGAAGCAGCAAUAUGUUUGCAGAGAAAGGAUUUGUUGAAUAAAUAAAAGACCUAAGGUCUAAGACCUUAUUACAGUGUUA